AUGAAAAUCAUCCAGUGCAAGGUGCUGGUUAGGCAGGUUGGGGACGCCUUUGCCCAGUUGCACAAGCACAUGCAUCCAAAUGUGCCAGACCAAAAAACUCACAUACAGGUGUACUCCAAGAGUGGCUUCCAAGCCAGUGGUGGUCACUUCUCAGGAUUUUUCGAUUCUUCAUUUACUCCGUACUCGCCCGGUGUGUCACUGUCAAGUCUGGAUGGCAGUGGACUUCGAUCCAGACUUUCACUCUCAUCAUUAUUAAGAUCCCCUUCCCCAUCUGACAAGAUGACAGACUUACAGUCCUUGUCAAUGUACCUAAAGGAGCAGGAUGAGAAAGACUACAAGGCAGCUCUCAGUAAGUCCGCGAAUAUUCACUUGAUCACUAUGUCACUGAACAGUUCAUCAUUCUGGAGUUACGGCCGUCCCAGCCUGGAUCUGAUCCGUAAAAACCAGUACCAGCUCGCCAGUCGAUCCUCACAGAGCCAUACAGCGCGGACAGAUGAUAGCGAUAAUAUGGGAGAAGAGGUCUGGAGGCCUCUGGGAGUGACAGAUGACAACCUGUUCCUCUGGAUUGAGCGCCUCAGAAAGGUCUGUAUGACAUGUGCAAUGAUUCUUCUUUAUAUUGACCAUCAUUUAAAAAAAUUAGGCAGUGAAGAUACAGAAAUUGGGGAAGUUGGUGUGUCAACAUUGAAACAGCUGGCUCUGACCAAAAUCACACAUAUACCAACCCUCAGUAUGAUGGUCCCCUAUCUAGACUGCACAUCAAAUCAGGAGUACCUGGUCAAGAGGAUUAAAGUAGCUCAGUGGGCAACAAUAAGAAAAAUAAAUUCACCAAACGCAUUUGAUGGGUGUGUCAGCGAGUUCUUGUGGAAUCAAGGCGGUGGUGGGGGCCAGUACGGGAAACCAUGGAGCGAACACUUGCCCACAGAUACUCAGUUGGUGAUGCACAUGUUCUGCACGUACCUGGAUUCCCGGCUACCCCCAGACCUAAGGUACCCCGAUGGGAAAACGUUCACCAGCCAACACUUCCUUAAGACUCCAGACAAACCUAACCAAGAGGAGGAUAACUUACUGCUAUACCAGACCAGCAUUAACCCACCACAUUUCCAAGUGGUCAUUAAAGACACUGUGUUCAACCUGCCCAAGGGUAGAAACAACAUGUCCCAUGCCAUCCUGUUUUUCCUGUACCACAUACAGCACAAGGAAAAUGGAAUGUUAGAGAGAGCAAAUCUUGGAAUGUCUGGGGUCAACCUACUAUGUGUCCUGGACAGAUGAACGUUAGGGGAUCAUUGGCCUUUAAGGGAGAUAACUCUUUACAUGGAUAAUGGGGAUAACUCUCGACAUGGUAGUGGUGUUUGCCUGUUUAAUGGUGGUUAAAGUUAUAUACCAUCAUUUAUGAUGACUGGAGCUACGAGAUAUUGUGAAAAAGUGUUUAGAAAAGGGCGAACUAGUGAGACAUUCGUGAACAAGUUUUAACACAAUUAAAUGGACAACUUUUUUUGUAAAUAAGAAUUGAUGCUUAGUUGCUUCGAAACAGUAAGUUUAUAUAUGUUAUUUUAUUAUUUUAAAUUAUGCAACAUAGUAUCAUUGACUUCAUUUUGUGUUUUUUUUUAUCUUAAACUUGAAAAUAAAAAAAGUUGUAAAAAUGGUAUAUCUGUGAGAGUGCAGCUUUAAACUUGAUUAAAACUAUUUGUAAUAAAAAACAAAAACCAUC
Messenger RNA from Mya arenaria, 1708 nucleotides. Its product is annotated as transmembrane protein 209-like. Lineage: Eukaryota; Metazoa; Mollusca; Bivalvia; Myida; Myidae. Bases 1 to 1269 code for a protein of 422 amino acids. The record is from RefSeq and is a predicted model, not a curated record. The transcript has 13 exons. Gene Ontology annotation, cellular component: membrane.